GUGAAUAUUACUGAGAACCUUUGCUCUCUGUAGGUACAUCCCACGACUGGAGGCUGCGCUGCGGUGCCGUUGACCUGUACUUCACGCUGUUUGGUCUCAGCAGGCCUUCCUGCUUGCCCCUGCCAGAGCUUGGGUUGGUUCUUAACCUAAAAGAAAAGAAAGCUGUACUGAAUCCUACCAUAAUCCCUGAAGUUGGGACAAUUGGUCCGGAACCUCCUAGCAUUCCAAACAAUAUGGGUCAAAUAGUUGGCUUCCAAAGCACAGAGGAGGACCAUCUUGUUAAAGAAACAACACUCAUCCCUUUUCAGCAAGGGUUGAAGCGAAAGGCUGAUACGCCACUUGGGUCUCCCCUGGAACCAGGCCAGAUACUUGAGAAGACUGAAGACAGUAAAGUCAAACUCAAAAUAAGAUUCUCAAACUCUCAAGAAGAAGAAGAGAUUGAUAUGGACACAGUGCAUGAUAGUCAAGCUUUUAUAUACCAUCAUUUGAAUAUGCUGGAAAGACCAUCUACACCAGGUAAAGAACAGUCCUCACUCGAGUUGAACAUGUUGCCAAUGCCUGCAACACCACUGUCUGGUUUUCCUAAAGAGUCCAGUUCAUCCAAGCACAGUGAGCACCAUCACCACCACCAUCAUGAGCACAAGAAGAAAAAGAAAAAACACAAACACAAGCAUAAGCAUAAACACAAACAUGAAAGCAAGGAAAAAGAGAAGGAGCCUUUCACUUUCUCCAACAGCCCUGCCAGUGGACGGUCCAUUCGCUCUCCCUCCCUGUCUGACUGAAGCCAACUACGCUAUGUUGACAGAACAUUUGCAGGCUAUGUACAUGUUCAUUUUUCGUUGUGGCAAAAUGCAAGCAACAGUUGUGGAUCAGAUACCAGGUUAAGAUUGAAAUUCCAAGUUUCUCUUCUGUUGGCUAAUCACAAUGAUCAAUUUGGAGUGAAGGAAAGAGGGUGAUUUUACAUUCAGAGCCAAUCUCUGUGACAGUGUUCUCGAUCCAGCGACUUUAUAUUUCCCAUUGAAAGGAGCAGUAAUGCUUAUAUACCUGUGUCCUAAAUCUGCAGCCUAAGAGGUUGCCUGGGUAUCCCGUCUGAAUAAAUUAUAUUUUAAACUUUUGAUGAGAGUCCUGAAGUGGGAAGUAUAUAUUAAAGAAAAACCUACUGCCAAACCUUAUGCAAAAGCUGCAGUUGUGGAGAGUGUUGUAUAACUUAAUGUAAACCUCAUGGAGCUGUCUCUUCAGAUAUUAUUUUCAGGUGUUCUGCCACUGUUUUAAUUCCUUAAAAACAUAUUCAGUUACAAGCUGUUUAUUUUAAGACACUGAUUUUAUAAAACAAUUACAAAGCAGAGAUGCAUUUGGCAAUUGUUUCCAUAACCCUUUUCUCCUUUAAAAAAGUUACUGUGUGCCCUGUAAUUAGACUCAUAACUAUAUAAUGAAGCUCAAGCAAAACCAAACCCUCAUGAAACUGGCAUAGGAGGCUUUUCCAUAAAACUUCAAUUAACCUUUAAAAUACACUGAUCAUGGGGAAACCCAGUGGAAAGACUUUUAAACUCACUUGUUUCUAGUAAAUUUGCUCAGAAACUGUGACAAAAUCCUCCUGAAAUGUCCAGAAGUACGCUGUUUUAUUGUAUAAUAACCAGUUAAGUAUUUCAUUGCACAUUUUGAUAAUUAUGUCAAUUGGGACUGCUUUCUAACAUUUUUCUUUUGCAUCAGUAUAGCAUUAGUUCUUUCUUUCUUCCAGUCACCCACAGUUUUCUGGAACAUUGUGAGAUGCUUCAAUAAUCAAGUUCAUUGUUUUUCUUGUGAAUUCCACAUUUAAAUUAAGAUAUUUUUUUAAAAAAAAACCUAGAUAUGUAUGUAUAUUAUUUUUAGUUAUACAGCUUAUUGGCAAAAAGAGACACUUGACAAGGGACAAGGGGCCCAAUACGUUUUUUUAAAAGAGAAGGAAUUCAUUAAUAAAUACUUUUUAUACAA
This is a messenger RNA of Sceloporus undulatus (fence lizard), 1971 nucleotides long. RefSeq names its product transcription initiation factor TFIID subunit 2-like. The transcript is spliced from 4 exons. The record is from RefSeq and is a predicted model, not a curated record. The coding region runs from base 234 to 782 and encodes 182 amino acids. NCBI's taxonomy places the organism in Eukaryota, Metazoa, Chordata, Lepidosauria, Squamata, Phrynosomatidae.